UUGGGUGAGCGUGCCUCCUGCACCUGCAGACCUCGCCAGAAAGACGCCAUCCUCCACUGCCAUGGUGCCUGGGACAGGAGGAGACUGGCAUUGCCUGGUGCUGACCACAGCAGUUGCCCUGACCCAGCUCAUGUGGCUCCCUGGUUGCUGCGGAUCCUACAUUGUUGGAGGCCAUGAGGUGAUGCCACAUUCCAGGCCCUACAUGGCUUCUGUGAGCUUCGAAGGCCGUCAUCAUUGUGGAGGCUUCCUGUUCCAUGUCCAUUGGGUGGUGUCAGCUGCCCAUUGCUUCAGUGACAGGGACCCCUCCACUGGGCUGGUGGUGCUGGGGGCCCACACACUGCUCACCCCGGAGCCCACACAGCAAGUCUUUAGCAUUGCAGCUGCUGUCAGCCAUCCUGAUUUCCAGCCUGCCACACAGGCCAACGAUAUCUGCCUGCUAAGGUUGAAUGGCUCUGCUGUCCUGGGGUCCGCUGUGAGGCUAUUAAGAUUGCCUCGGAGAGGUGCUAAGCCACCCGCGGUGGGCACGCGAUGCCGCGUAUCCGGCUGGGGCUUCGUGUCUGACUUUGAGGAGCCUCCGCCUGGGCUGAUGGAAGUCGAGGUGCACAUACUGGAGCUAAGUGUCUGCAACAGCUCCUGGCAGGGCCAGCUGAGUCCUGCCAUGCUCUGCACCCACAGUGGGGACCGCCGGCGGCGAGGUUUCUGCUCGGCAGACUCUGGGGGACCCUUGGUCUGUGGAAGACAGGCCCAUGGCCUUGUGUCUUUCUCAGGCCUCUGGUGUGGUGACCCUAAAACCCCGGAUGUCUACACUCAAGUAUCAGCGUUUGUGGCCUGGAUCUGGGAUGUGGUUCGGGCAAGUUCAUCCCCUGGUUCUACGGGAUGCUCUGGGAGGGCUGUUUGAAUUUCAGCCCUCUAUUGGGGCAGAGAUAAAGGGCAACCUGUGCCCAUUGGCUCACAUCUGUAAUAUUCCAUGGCUUGGCCCUAAACCCUGAGAACUUGGGGCUACAGGCAUUCAUCCUAAAUGAACAGCUGUACUGAGGGUUGACUAGAUACAUGGCUUAUGGCUUGAUAUGCGAUCAACUCCAGGAGCCCCCCCUUAAUCCACAGAGUCACCCUUGUAAUCAAGACCCACUAUGUGCCCCCUCCUGAAGUCCUCACUUCUACACUGUAGUCCCCAUUCUGGGUGGCUCCUGGGCCUUUGUACCCGCUCUAUCUCGUAUGGAUCAUGACUAACUCUACUAACACAGACUGGGACUGAUACAUGUAGUGAGGACAAAAAUCCAAAAAGUUCUAACUCCA
Molecule: messenger RNA, 1296 nt
Organism: Mastomys coucha (southern multimammate mouse)
Lineage: Eukaryota; Metazoa; Chordata; Mammalia; Rodentia; Muridae
Gene: Prss57
Product: serine protease 57
Exons: 5
Coding region: 62-898 (278 amino acids)
Biological process (GO): proteolysis
Molecular function (GO): serine-type endopeptidase activity
Source: RefSeq, a predicted model, not a curated record